Xenia sp. Carnegie-2017 is the source of this 1846-nucleotide messenger RNA. RefSeq names its product sodium/hydrogen exchanger 9B2-like. Lineage: Eukaryota; Metazoa; Cnidaria; Anthozoa; Malacalcyonacea; Xeniidae. Gene Ontology annotation, molecular function: antiporter activity. The transcript is spliced from 9 exons. Bases 260 to 1720 code for a protein of 486 amino acids. Gene Ontology annotation, cellular component: membrane. The record is from RefSeq and is a predicted model, not a curated record. Gene Ontology annotation, biological process: proton transmembrane transport.
CUUUUCUAACCAGUUUAUAAAUAACGUAAGCACCGAGCAAUGCUGUGCUAAACCAAGGCAGAUAAUGCGUUAACUGAUGUUCCCAAGAAGCUGCGGUCAUUUUACUUGACUUGAUCCUUGCUGAAAUGACUUAUUAAAAAAGUCAAAAUUGGGAAAGAAUUAUGAUGGUCGGACCAAUGGCUGCCAAUGGAUUGGAUUGAAAUCGAACCAGCAGUGGAUUGGAGGACGAUUGGGCGAACACAACAGAAUCGGGUUGCCAAUGGAUACGGAUGACACAACGGAAUUGCCUAAUUGUUGUAUAAAGAAGGUCAGAAAUUGGAAUCUACCUCCUCACAUUGGAAGAUGGACUACCCGCAUUGUCGUUGCAUUUUUAAUAUGGGCUGCACUUUGGUCCAUUGUUGGCAAAGAUGCCUUACCCGGUGGGAACCUUUACUCGUUAUCUGUUUUACUAGGAUUAUCUGCCUUGGCUGGAUUUAUGGUUCGAAUCAUCCCAAAGUUGAAAUUGCCAAGCUUGUUGGGAAUGUUGAUCACUGGUUUCAUGUUGAAAAAUGUCAAAGGCAUUGAUGUGGCCAAGGAUAUAGACAAUAACUGGUCUUUAACACUUCGAAAUGUUGCUCUAGUUGUUAUAUUGCUUAGGUCUGGUCUUGGUCUUGAUCAGAAGGCACUCAAAAGGGCAAAGUGGACAAUAAGUAGACUUGCUUUGCUUCCCUGUACAGCUGAAGCAAUCACAGUAGCCAUCAUGGGUUACUUGCUACUUGACAUGGGUUUUAAAUGGAGUUUUCAACUUGGAUUUUUGAUUGCUGCUGUAUCACCAGCUGUUGUGGUUCCAUCACUCUUGGAAUUGCAAGAAAAAGGCUUUGGUAUUGAUCAAGGAAUUCCCACUUUGGGCAUUGCUGCAGCAUCUCUUGAAAAUGUUUUCUCCAUUAGUUUGGUUGGCGUUUUUUUGGGCAUUGCUUUCUCUGAAGGUAACCUUGCAUACAAUAUAUUUCGUGGUCCCAUUGAAAUCAUCAUUGGCAUUUCCAUUGGUGUUUUUGUUGGUCCUGUACUCUGGAUUAUACCAUGUAAUGAGAAGGGAAGUGCUCCACAAAAGAACAGAUUUGUACUCCUGUGUAGUUUGGGUCUCCUCUCUUUAUUUGGCUUGAGAAGAGCUCAUUUUUCUGGGGCCGGUGCCCUUGGUUCUUUAGCUUUGUCAUUUGUUGCUAGCCUUCAAUGGUCUAAAAGAGACAAGCAACAAAUCGGUGCUGCCUUAUCAAUAGUUUGGGAUUUCUUUAUGCCACUUUUAUUCAGCUUAAUUGGUGCUGAAGUGAAUGUGGAAUACAUGGAAAGCCAGCUUAUUGGCCGUGGUAUAGGAAUUUUGAUUGUUGGGUUGAUACCUAGACUGUCUGUGGUCUAUCUUGUUCUUUUAAGAAACAACCUCUCGCGCAAAGAGAAGAUAUUUGUUGUGUUAUCAUGGAUUCCAAAAGCAACUGUGCAGGCAGCCAUUGGUUCUAUUACAUUAGACGCUGCUCGUGAUAAAGGUUUACAUGGAAAGUAUCAAGAAAAACAUGGCAUACAGAUUCUUACCUUGUCAGUUCUGUCAAUUCUUAUUACAGCACCAAUAGGAGCAAUAGCAAUGACUACAACUGGUCAGAAACUCUUAAAAAAGUCUGAAAUGAUAUCUCAAAGCAAUACUGAACAAAUUGAAAAAAUAGAACUGACCAAUGACAUUGGUUAUGUUUAAACUUCUAUAAGUCACAUAUGUUGUAAAUUUGUAAUACAUAGAUACCAAAAUAACAACAAAUGUAAUUAACUUAUUGCAAUCAACAUUCAUUAAGAACAACUACAUUACAUAUAUUGUACUCCAAUA